This is a messenger RNA of Raphanus sativus (radish), 979 nucleotides long. RefSeq lists its product as uncharacterized. The record is from RefSeq and is a predicted model, not a curated record. Bases 1 to 978 code for a protein of 325 amino acids. The transcript has 10 exons. NCBI's taxonomy places the organism in Eukaryota, Viridiplantae, Streptophyta, Magnoliopsida, Brassicales, Brassicaceae.
AUGAUCACGUGCCAUUUCCCCGUGUCUGCUAAAGCCUUCGCCGUGGCUAAACCUAGACCAGAGGAAGCUCCGGUGAUCACUGCUGUGCCUUUUCUCUGUGUCUUCUUUUGCUCCGGCGAGGCUUCGUUAGAUGGAGGCGUUGCUGUGACGGUAGAGGAGGAUGAAGCGUGGGAAAGGCGACAAAAAGGGAACAAAGAACCGAGAUGUCAGCGGUCAAGUAGUUCCGCUCACGUAAUAGCUCAAUUGUCUAAUGAACCGGUGGUUGUAGCUACGGCUGUGGUUGGAACAAGAUCAUGGAUAGGAGGGCUCUUUACACGGUCCAGUAGACGUCAAGACAAGUCAAUCGACUACACUUUGUCUCCUCUUCAGGAGGAAAGACUUCAAAAGCUGCAAGAUCGUUUGCUUGUACCUUUUGAGGAGACACGUAUUGACCAUCAGGAAUCAUUAAAAGCAUUGUGGAAUGCUGCAUUUCCGAAUAUAAGUCUCACAGGCUUAGUAACAGAACAAUGGAAAGAUAUGGGAUGGCAAGGUCCCAAUCCAUCUACCGAUUUCAGGGGUUGUGGAUUUAUCGCUCUAGAGAAUUUGUUAUUUUCCGCAAGAACAUAUCCGGUUUGUUUCCGGAGGCUAUUACUGAAACAAAGAGGCGAGAGGGCAAAGUGGGAGUACCCUUUUGCGGUGGCCGGAAUCAAUAUCUCCUUCAUGCUGAUUCAAAUGCUCGAUUUACAAAACACUCCAAAGCCGAAAUGUCUUCCGGGAAUGAAUUUUCUCAAACUCUUAGAAGAAGACGAGAAUGCAUUCGAUGUACUGUAUUGUAUAUCAUUCGCGAUGAUGGAUGCUCAAUGGCUUGCGAUGCACGCUUCUUACAUGGAAUUCAAUGAAGUAUUGCAGGCGACACGGAAUCAGCUAGAGAGAGAGCUUUCUUUGGACGAUAUUCAUCGGAUUCAAGAUCUCCCUGCUUAUAAUCUCUUGUUCCAAUAGA